This is a messenger RNA of Podarcis lilfordi (Lilford's wall lizard), 13728 nucleotides long. NCBI's taxonomy places the organism in Eukaryota, Metazoa, Chordata, Lepidosauria, Squamata, Lacertidae. The record is from the annotation of a GenBank genome assembly.
AUGCGCCGGAAAGGGGGCGGCCGCUGGCAGGACGAGGCCGCGGACUCCGGAGCCGAGACGGCCGGGUGAGUGAGUCCCCUCCCCGGCGCCGGGGGCUUCUGGUGCCCGGUCCCUUUCCCUCGACAAGGAUGCCCAUCUGCUUCAGACGGUGAUGGGGAUCCCCCUGGACGGGCGCUGAAGAAGCAGCAUCGAAACCCAAGCGCAACAAGCCCUUAAAUAUAGGGAAACCCCACAGGUGAUCAGCCCCACUCCGGAUUCGCUCCUGGUGCGUUUUGGCGCCUCGUCUCGUCCCAUCCCUCCCCAAACCUCAAAUAACGGAGUGGGAAGGGACCGCCGGGGUCAUGUAGUCCAAGCCUCUCCCAAACCGCAGAUCAUAGAAUCAUGUAGUUGUAAAGGGACCAUUGAGGGUCAAUCUAGUCCACCCCCCUUGCCCAACUUGAGACUCGAACUCAGGACUCUGAGAUGAAGAAGCUCAGGCUCUACCGACGGAGCCAUUCGACUCGCACAAAUCUUAAGCUUCUGGUUUGAUCCCCAAAGUAAUGGGGCUUGUGAGCUGUGAUUGAGGGAUUUGUGCAUUCUUGCGUGGGGUGGGGGGGUGUAGGAAAUCUUAGGAAAAGAAAGUAAAUUAAUCGAACGUCGAAAGUUUAAUGUUGCCUGCCUUUCCAGCUAAGCUCUUCUUCAGGGAAACUUUGACAAAUGUUUGAUCCUUUAAAAAAAAGUGAACGUGUUCAAAUAGAGGUGAGGAUUUUGCCUCAAACAUGACGCCUCUCUGCAGGCUUUGUUAUAAUCAGUGCACAACCAUUUUCCUUGCAGAACAGUUUCAGUGGCAGUAGUGAUAUUGAAAAAAUAACCAAAAAUUUGGGUACCUUUUAUAUGUGGGUAUAUAUAAUGUUCUAAAAGGGCUGAGGAGAGAAAGAUCUUAUAUCAUUACAAGUACCCUGUUGUUAAUAAACUGCCCAUAUGGGGCAUAAAAAGCUUUGGUGAGUAGGAACUUGGGAGCAGGAUCCAGGCAGCUGCAGAAAUCGUAGUCUGGCAAUCAGAAUGGGCAUGUUUAAGGUACAUGCACCCUGCAAUCCAGAAAUGCAAUGGAAUUCAAGUGUCUCCCAAUUUUAGGGCCGUUUCAUAUUUUAUCUUGGGUGCAUUUGUUCAUUACGACCACAUUACAAUGUGUUCAGUGAUCAUUGUGUAUGUGCACACAUCCCUGUCUACAUACUCGCACCAGUGUGUGUGCUUGGGCACAUAUAUACAUGUGUGUAAGGGAUGUGUCUGCAUAUGGUCUGGGGCAUGCAGUAUGUUCUAAUGUUUUGUGUAUGGUCAAGCAGGGGAAUAUUUCUGUGCUACAGGUGAAACUCGGAAAAUUAGAAUAUCGUGGAAAAGUUCAUUUAUUUCAGUAAUUCAACUUAAAAGGUGAAACUAAUAUAUGAGAUAGACUCAUGACAUGCAAAGUGAGUUAUCUCAAGCCUUUAUUUGUUAUAAUUGUGUGCAGCUGAUGAAAGCCCCAAAUUAACAAUCUCAGAAAAUUAGAAUAUUAAAUGAAAUCAGCAAAACAAAGACUGCAAAUAGAGCAAUAUUGGACCUCUGAGAAGUAGAAGCAUGCAUAUGUACUCAGUGCUUGGUUUGGGCCCCUUUUGCAUCAAUUCCUGCCUCAAUACGGCGUGGCAUGGAUGCUAUCAGCCUGUGACACUGCUGAGGUGUUAUGGAAGACCAGGAAGCUUCAAUAGCAGCCUUCAGCUCUUCUGCAUUGCUCGGUCUCAUGUCUCUCAUCUUUCUCUUGGCAAUGCCCCAUAGAUUCUCUAUGGGGUUCAGGUCAGGCGAGUUUGCUGGCCAAUCAAGCACAGUAAUCCCAUGGGCACUGAACCUCCAUGAUCAUCACAAUUAUAACAAAUAGAGGCUUGACAUGUCUCGCUUUGCAUGUCAUGAGUCUUUCUCAUAUAUUAGUUUCACCUUUUAAGUUGAAUUAACAAAAUAAAUGAACUUUUCCACGAUAUUCUAAUUUUCCAAGUUUCACCUGUACGUGUAACCUGUCCCACAAUUUUCAUUUUCAACCAAGAUGGUUCAUAAUCAUCUUAUGAACCAAAGAAGCAGACUGUUCAUGUAGCAUGUAAUAGUCAAAACAUAUUUUUGCAGCAAGAUGUAUCUUUCGGGGGGGGCAGGAUGGGGGAGCUGUAAGGCUUCAUCCAUGCAGAAAAUUGUGAUUUACACCAUUAGAGUAGGAGCUUGUAAUUGGAAUUCCACUCAUACAUGCAGUCCAAAAUAGAGCCCCCAACCAACUUAUUUCAAGGAAGUUAAAGACCUUGCUUCCGCAUGGACCAUACUGUACUAUCUGCUGUUUUCUGCUAUUUUAAAACUGCAUUUAUAUCCUGCCUUUCUCCAAAGAACUUGUGGCAUCAUACGUGGUUCUCUCCCUAACCUCCUGAGGACUUGCAACAACCCUGUGAGAUUCAGCAGGCUGAGAGAUGGGGACUGGUCCAAAGCCACCUUCAUAGCUGAGUGGGGAUUUGAACCGGGUCUCCCGGGGGCUAGCUUGACACUCUAACCAUAAUGAAAUAACCUAAGUCCCCAUUGUUCGCCAGCCCUACUGAAUUUAACAUUUUUUUAUUUUUUUUUACUGCAGGUCGGAAUACAGCUGUGUGUCAUCUUCCAGCAGUGAGUAUAAUUUUGUUCUUCUGUUAAGGUAAAGGUAAAGGGACCCCUGACCAUUAGGUCCAGUCGUGGCCAACUCUGGGGUUGUGGCGCUUAUCUCGCUUUACUGGCCGAGGGAGCCGGCAUACAGCUUCCAGGUCAUGUGGCCAGCAUGACUAAGCCGCUUCUGGCAAACCAGAGCAGCGCACGGAAAUGCCAUUUACCUUCCCACUGGAGCGAUACCUAUUUAUCUACUUGCACUUUGACAUGCUUUCGAACUGCUAGGUUGGCAGGAGCUGGGACCGAGCAAUGGGAGCUCACCCCGUUGCGGGGAUUCGAACCGCCGGCCUUCUGAUCGGCAAGUCCUAGGCUCUGUGGUUUAGGUACAUCGGGCUACAGACGCUUCAGGUUACAGGCGCUUCAGGUUCAUAGCUGUCAACCUUCCCUUUUUUUUGCGGGAAAUUCCCUUAUUUCAGCACCGUUUCCUGCUGCUAUCCUGGAUUGUUAGAUAUCCUGUAGACUGUCCCUGGGACAGGUGAGGCUGCUGAUCCCUUAUUUUCAAAUCCGAAAGUUGACAGCUGUGUUCAGGUUACAGUCUCCGCUAACCCAGGAAUAGUACCUCAGGUUAAGAACUUUGCUUCAGGAUGAGAACAGAAAUCGCGCGGCGGUGGCGCAGUGGCAGCGGGAGGCCCCAUUAGCUACAGUGGUGCUUCAUGUUAAGAACAGUUUCAGGUUAAGAACGGGCCUCCAGAACGAAUUAAGUACUUAACCCAAGGUACCACUGUAUGUGGGUGGGGAGCCUCUACUGAACUAGAUGGAGGAAGAAAGAUUUUCUGAAAAGGGAGGAACAUUCACUAAUAGGAAGGGGCUCUAGGCUACAAUCCUGUGCAUCCUUACCUGGGAGUAUUGAAGUAACAGGGGCUUACUUCAUGUACUUACUUCAAGUAAACAUGUAUAGGCUAGUAAGUGCAUGCCUUUGCAUAGUCAAGAAGUUCAGUCCAGUUUGGACAAGCCAGGACUUUCGUUGCUGGUGGUAGAUGCAGGUCGACCGUUCACUGAGAUGUGUGUGGCACUUAAUGAUGACAGUCAGACACAGACUGGGGAUGGACCCAAACUGUGUGGUACAUGUGUUGCAGCCAUGGUGGCACAGAGGCAUGUAUCUUCUCCAUCCCAGCUCAAUCUCAGAAGCUACUCAGUAGGUGGGUAUUUAGUUUUGGAAAGAAAAUUACACUGCCUAACUUGGGGGUAGCCAAAAGGUUGCUCCCCAAAUGUCAUUGGACCACAACUCCCAUCAUCCUGAAGAUUGGCCAUGCUGGCUGUGACUGAUGGGAGUUAGAGUACAACAAUAUCUGGCUGCCCCCUGGUAACCUAUCCAGUGUGGAGUGUGUGCCCUAUUGUUGGAGACUGUUGUGGCUGGUGAAAAGGCCACCCAUUAUGGAGAGGACUUUCUAGUGGGAAAUCUAUGGCACUCCAGCUCCCAUCAGCCCUAGCCAGCAUGGCCAAUGGUCAGGGAUGAUGGGAAGUGUAGUCCAACACUCUUCCAGCCGACAGCAGAAUGAAUUGGGUGAAUUCAUCCAAGGCUGAACCCGAGGUUCCAUCAGGAAGGCUCUGGAACGGUGAAAAGUGAUUAGUCUGACACAACCGACAGAGCAAACUUUGUUUCCUGUCUUUUGACUGUCCUAGAGAUGCCUAUUUUCAGGGCUAGCAUGUUGAGAAGACUCCGUUGUCCUGGCAGAUAAUUGCUGCUUGAGAUUACAGGUCCAUAUUGCAUAAGCUCUCUUUGUGUGGUAGAGCAGUUAAAUUGCUCUGCUUUGAUUUGUGGAUCAGUUAUUAGGGAUUGUGUUGUUUCUGCACUUGAGGUUGCUGAGAAUAGUUUGACCAUUACUGCCUACACGGUAGUGUCUUCUUCUGUGUCUUAAACAUUGGACAUCACCCUAGUUUUUAAGAGGAGCUGACACACACACACACAGCAGCGAGACAGAAGACUAGCUCACCCGCCUCUAGACAUAUUAGGCUGAAAAUGAGUACGCAUUAUGGGGAAGUUUUGGUUUCUUUCCAUACCAGAGCCCAUUAGCACAGUGGAGGCUCUGCUCUUCUGCAGUCAACUGGAAGCAAAAUUAAAAUUGUGUUUCUGGAAAGGUUGCCCCAAAGGGAAUGCGUGCCUCAGGCUAACCAAGGCUUCCCACCCUGUUAUGUAAUAAUGGAGUGAAAUAUUUAUCUCAGUUCCAGAGAAAACAGCUAGUGUGGAAACGACAUGGCAGCAAAUAAAUCAACACACCUACUUGUCAUUGUUGCUGUAAAGUACUUUCCUUUAUAACCUUCCCAGAUAAUGAGAGAGUGCACUGGCGAACUCAGGCUGUGCCCAAGGCUUUUUGCGAUGACAGUUACCAGUUUGCACAUUCUUUGCUUCAGCUGUACUUGGGUGCUGCUAGUGUGACCAUGGUUUCAGGAUUUGUGUUAUUUGUUGUUGUUUAGUCGUUUAGUCGUGUCCGACUCUUCGUGACCCCAUGGACCAGAGCACGCCAGGCACUCCUGUCUUCCACUGCCUCCCGCAGUUUGCUUAAACUCAUGUUGGUAGCUUCAAGAACACUGUCCCACCAUCUCGUCCUCUGUCGUCCCCUUCUCCUUGUGCCCUCCAUCUUUCUCAACAUCGGGGUCUUUUCCAGGGAGUCUUCUCUUCUCAUGAGGUGGCCAAAGUACUGGAGCCUCAGCUUCAGGAUAUGUCCUUCCAGUGACCUCUCAGGUCACUGAUUUCCUUAAGAAUGGAUAGGUUUGAUCUUCUUGCAGUCCGUGGGACUCUCAAGAGUCUCCUCCAGCACCAUAAUUCAAAAGCAUCAAUUCUUCGGCGAUCAGCCUUCUUUAUGGUCCAGCUCUCACUUCCAUACAUCACUACUGGGAAAACCAUAGCUUUAACUAUACGGACUUUUGUUGGCAAGGUGAUGUCUCUGCUUUUUUGUGUUAUUAGAGGUUCUGAAAUGUUCUUUUUCCUGAUACUAAUUUCAGUUGAUAGUGCCAAUAAAGGCAGAAGGUUGCUUGGAGGCAUCCGCUCUGCUCUGCUCUGCCUCCACAGUUGCUGGAAACUGCAGGAAGAGAAAAUGCUGUUGUGCAUCUAGUUGGCCACUUUGAGAACAAGAUGCUCGACUACAUGGGCCAUUCAUUGGCUGAAUCUAGUGGCGGAGGAACCCUCUCCAGCACCUGAGGUGGGAUACCACAUAAGCGGCAUACCGUACGGCGUGCGCAUGUGCGGCAUCCCAUACAGAUUGAGCAUGCACAGCAGCCCGUACAGUCGCCGUGUGAGAGGCAGCCUGUACGGACACCCGUAUGGACGGCACACGAGAGGAGCAGCCCUUAUGGGCGCCGCAUGAGCGCGCCCUUGGCUGCUCUACAGCUGGGGGGAGGCAGGGGCCAUCUUGUCACACACACACCCCCGAGAGGCACCCAGGGCGUCCCGCCCCCAACUUCAUACGCUCCUGGCUGGAUCCACAGGUUCUCCUUAUGUUCGUUUGGGUAAGCGCUUGUGAGCUAGAGCAAUAUUUAUUGUAGCUAAUGAAAACUAGGCAGAAGAAGCUGGAUCGUCUGUUGCCUGUACCUUAUAAGAAGUGUAGGCAGCAAUAAUGCCUCAAGUCUGUGAUUGUUUGGACCCAGUGCUAGGAAUUAGCGAGGCGUGUUUUGCGAGUGGUGUGGGUCCAGUUGCGACCACAUGGAGAUCUCUGGAUGCCACGUUGACGACUGGGGAAAGCAAAAUGUCACUUAGAGAAGGGCUGGAUCUAGACACAUCAAAGAAGCGUUUCAGUUAAACGCGUCGUAAACUUUGUAUGAGAAAUUGAGUUGGCAAAAACAGAACUUCACAGCGCCAUCUGAUGUCACAGUGCUUUAAUGCAUAUACAAUGUGUAUAAAGCACUUUUUCUUUGCCAAUGUUGGUGAGUCCAAGGAUCUGAAAUAAUUUCCUUGAAGACUGAAUUUGUUUUAUUCUGGAUUGCAAUGUGUUGUAAAAUGCUUUGAGUCCCCCCCCCCUAUAAAGUGGUAUAGAAAUGAAAUUAGUAGUAGUAGUAGUAGUAGUAGUAGUAAUAAUAAUAAUAAUAAUAAUAAUAAUAAUAAUAAUAAAUCCCAUUGCAAAAAAAUAACCAAAGCAACACCAAGGCAUUCCAUUAUGGCGACUGCAACCUAGGUUUAAGGUGCCAUUUGGCAAUUAGAUUCUAUAUCUGCGUUUCUAACACAGUUUGGAUCUACUUACUGAAUAGAGAGAGUGCUGUUGUGCUCAGAUUCUCCACUGUGAGAAGAGGACGUUGGACUAGGAGUUGGGCUGGGAGUUGCAGCUCUGUGCAGGCCUUACUUUCAGCACCCUUAACAAACUACAGUUCCCAGGAUUCUUUGGGGGAAGCCAUGAUGGUUAACUGUGGCACAAGUGUUCUCUAAGUGUAUGGUGUAGAGGUGACCUUAGUCUUCAUCUGAAUUUAUUUGCACAUUUCUACUUUGAGGGAUGCUUUCAGUGUCUUGUGAGUUUCUAAGCUUCUCAUUCCCUGCCGCCACAUUGUAAAUGGUUGUGACAUCUGUCAAAGUGGUUACACCUCCGGGAGUGAAGCACAAAAGGAUCAUCUCACUCGCGGCUUCUCUACUGACCUACAUGCAGGGAGUUGGGCUGCUAGAUAUACUGUAGUUUAAGUUGGUUUCCAGUUUAACUUCAAAGUCCAUGCCAAAUUUAGAGCUUUUGCUGUUUUCUUCUUCUUCAGUCUGUUAGCUGGAGGGUUAAAAGUGUCGGUUCACAUUGAAAGAGAUUUGCAAAAUCACUGCGAGCUAUUUUAAUUAUACUGACUGAAGUGAUACAUUUUUGCUUCGCAUCAAAGGCAGAACCGCUGGUCAUCUGUGUGUGGCAGGCAGAUGUAUGAUCUGAAGUGACAUUGCCCAUGUUUGCGUAAAAGAGGACAACUUGUUGGCUAUUCUUUGCCUGUUCGGCAGUCUGGCAUCGUACCACCUUCUUGAGACUUUUGGCAGGAUAUCACAAAUGGUUCCUCCUCUGCAAUGCCUAGAUGGGUGGACUAGCCUUCUUUCCUCCUUUCCCAACUUAUUUCUUGCUCCAUCUAUCCAAUUCUGUGCUCUAUCUCCUCCUUAGUCUUCCUGAGCAUUGAAGAGGAGUUCACCUCAGAUUCUGAAGCCUGCUGGGCAGCAGCUCCUGAUGUAGGCUUCAGAAUUAAUGAGAUGGAACUGAGCAGCAAGAACACACACCAGCUUAAAAUGAAGAGAAGUUCUCCCCUUGCGUGCAGCCAGUCCUUUAUUAUGUUACUGAAUUUGGGGUUUGAGGCUAUUUCAGUUAGCGGCACAGGGAAAUCUGUCUAGGAUGUUGUUUACUCCAUCAGGAAUAUUGUUUACUUGGGCACCAUUGGACCAGACACACUUCAACCCUGAGAGCCUAGUGGUCCAGAUAUGUCUUGGAACAGGAUUGGCAGUUAUGGGUUAUCUGACGUAUGCAGAUUUAUGAUGGAGACAUGGACUGAAUUCUCUGUUUGGGACCCAAACCUGUGGCAAGUAUGACCCAAUACAGAUUCCAAGGGGUUGUAUUCAAAGACUGGGAGCGGCUGCUGAGACCAUAUAACACCGGUCUUGAAAGACCUACACUGGCUCCCAGUACGUUUCCGAGCACCAUUCAAAGUGUUGGUGCUGACCUUUAAAGCCCUAAAUGGCCUCAGUCCUGUAUACCUGAAGGAGCAUCUCCACCUCCAUCGUUCUGCCCGGACACUGCGGUCCAGCGCCGAGGGCCUUCUGGCGGUUCCCUCGCUGCGAGAAGCCAAGUUACAGGGAACCAGGCAGAGGGCCUUCUCGGUGGUGGCACCCGCCCUGUGGAAUGCCCUCCCACCAGAUGUCAAAGAGAAAAAUAACUACCAAACUUUUAGAAAACAUCUGAAGGCAGCCCUGUUUAGAGAAGCUUUUAAUGUUUAAUAGGUUAUUGUAUUUUGGUGUUUUGUUGGAAGCCGCCCAGAGUGGCUGGGGAAACCCAGCCAGAUGGGCGGGGUAUAAAUAAUAAAUUAUUAUUAUUAUUAUUAUUAUUAUUAUUAUUAUUAUUGCUAUGCAGGAGUGAAAUGACUUCUUGCACAAUGGGAUUCCCCCUCCACACACCCUAACUCUGUUAUGGGGGUUCCCCAACCCUUUGGAGCAGAUUUGGGGACAGUGUGGGGCGUGUGCAAGGGGAAGAAAUGGUGGGGGGAGUCCUAUUGCACAAGUGGAAGUUCUUCCAUUUGCUCAUUUAGUUACUUGAAAACCACACCUUUUUAGAAAACUGAAUGUAAACCGUUGCAAACCAAACCAGAAUGACUGUGAUUUCCCCUUCCUCCAUUCAGGUGAACUUUCUGUGGAGGAUGUGCAGGAUCCUUUCCUGCUUAGCAUGCACCUAAUUGCAGACCCAGGAGACUCUGGUGUCCUCCAGCAAGCCAUCGAUAGCCUAUUGGCAUGGAUCCACCCAGAUCUCCAACUCUUCCGCGUUUCGGAAAGGAGGAAAGCAAGGAAGCCCGACAAGGCCACAGUCUCCCAGCCAGCUCUUGCAGUAAUCCUCUUUCUGAAGGAAGAAUAUGAUGAGGAGCCGAUCCUGCAACUUCACGAGUCCUUUCAAAGGCCACCCUGGCAUUACCACCACACGGAACAGGUGCACGGCAACUUCCUCCCUUACAUGCCAGGCAGCCAGGACUUUUUCACCUUGGCCCAAGGCACUCCUCUGUGGGCCAUACGGCCAGUGCAUUAUGGGAAGGAAAUAAUACGCUUCACCAUCUACUGCAGGAAUGAAAAAUUUGCCAGCGUUAUGAAGCUCUACGAACUCAUUCUGAGAAGACGGGUUUGUCAGAAAAAGGCAGGCUUUUGUGUGUUCCCUGUCUAUUCCAAUGUGGAUAUUGAUAUUCAGUUGUCUUUAAAGAGGCUUCCCAAAGGCCAUGUGCCAAGUCCCACAGAGUCAGCGCUGCUGGAAUUCCGAGUCAAAGAUAUUGAGCAGCUGAUGUCUCUCUUGCCUAAUCCUUGCAGCCGGAUCAGCGAAGGCAGGUGGCAAACGGAAGAUCCUGAUGGGAACAAGAUCCUCCUGCAGGUAUUUCUUAGCACCCCUAAAUCUCCAUGUGGCAUUUGGGAAUGCAGAUUUUAAGUUGCCAUGCAUGGGGUGGGGGGUGGGAAUCAGAAUGUGUUUGAACGAUACGCAGCAUAAUUGUGUGUAAAGUUUCCUUGGAAAUAAGUACUAUUAAGUUCCAUCAGAAAAGUCCCUACUUUUGUUUCCAAACUGAAAUGUGCUGCCUGCAUAUUGUCCGUAUAAUAAAUACCGUAUUUUUUGCUCUAUAAGACUCACCUUUUCCCUCCUAAAAAGUAAGGGGAAAUAUGUGUGCAUCUUAUGGAGCGAAUGCAGGCUGCGCAGCUAUCCCAGAAGCCAGAACAGCAAGAGGGAUUGCUGCUUUCACUGCACAGCGAUCCCUCUUGCUGUUCUGGCUUCUGAGAUUCAGAAUAUUUUUUUUCUUGUUUCCCCCCCAAAACUAGGUGCAUCUUGUGGUCUGGUGCGUCUUAUAAAGCGAAAAAUACGGUGAUUACUAUGGUCUAGUGAGCUCCCUGUAACACCAGUAUGAAUUGUUUCAUACUAAUCACCAUCCAUUGACAAAGACCUCUGGUCUUUUGGUGUGGACUGGGGUGAUGGUGUUAACACACCAGAGGGUGAGUAAAGUUUACUGUCCCGUAGCACAAUUCACAUGUAUUUCUCUAGUUUGAAAGAUCCAUCGCUUCCAAUUCUAAACUUUCCCUUUGAACCUUAUGGACUGCAGAAAGUAGAAGCCUUGUAUAAACAGAAAGAACCUUGUCACCUCUUUUCCAUGUUAGUUUGUUCCUGGGCUGACUCUGUAUAAUUUUCCACAAUCUGUCAGAUUUUUUUACUGUGCAUGAUGGAGGAAUUCAAAAACAGCAAGAAGCCAAAGGCCUAGUUCACAUGUAAACCAUGGCUGAGUGUGAAUGUGGGUAGUGAGUACAAAAAUCACAGCCACUUUGCUCAUCCCCUGGUCCUGGUUCUGCUGGCUUGCUACCCGGAGCUAAGCCAUAGUGUGGCUUAGAGUUACAUGUGAACCUUGACAAACCACAAACCCAAGUUCAGAUGUAGCGCUAAACCAAACCGUGGCUGAUCUUUGUGUCUUGGAACAGCAGGACUGAGGAAGGAGGGAAAUGGCUGCAACUUUUGCCAUGAAUACACACGUGCUCAUAUGUCCACGCUUAACCAUGGUUUCCUUGAGAUUAGAGGGGCUAAAGGUUGUUUUAUACAAAGAUCUUUCAGCUGUGUUACAGGAACAAUAACUACAUUUGAUUUGAUUAGUCAACAGGCAACACUCUUAGGAUGAUAUUGGCAAAGUACUUUCAAAGGACGAAGAAUAUAGAAUAGGUGUGUUCUUGGCUGCAGGUUGUGGUUAGACAGGAGAUUGUGUAGUCAUGAAUCCAGGUUUAGUUAACACGCUAAGCCAAACCGUGGUUUAGCUCAGCCUGGGAGCAAAAGCAAAGUGCUGUAAGCUGUUCUUGAGAGAGCGCAGUUGGUAAAGCAUGGAACUCUGAAUUUCUGGGUUGUGGGUUCUAGAUUAUCCUUGGGAUCCCUUCCAACUCUCUAAUCCUAUGAUUCUAUUUUUGCAUGGUCCUGGUAAGCCAUAGUUUGUCUUACCAUGCUAGGCGAACCAAGCUGUUGUGGAAAUGAUUCCUAAAAGCAGAAAGUUGAAAAUUAUUUACUAUCAGUUUCUCAGGCACUCUUUACAUACAAGUUGUAAUAAGGUGCUUAACUUUGGAAACAAUUAGUUCAGCAGCAGAUUCUUUUUUUACCGUUUAAUCAGGCAACCUGUGGAACUUUAUGGAAGUACCUGAGUCUGGUAUAAAACAUAGCAGGAUAGCAUCAUUUUAUUCUAAGACCUCUGUGCAUUUAGUAGGAAUAAUGGGAAACUUUGGGAAAUCGGUGCAAGAUUUUUGAAGGAUGUGGUUAUGUUUACUUUUAGAGAAUGGUAUAGUUGCUAGGUUUUGCGUCAUCUAGACAACAGUGCAAUCAGAAUAAAAUGGUGCGACGUCUGGGAACUGUGCUGCUCUGUUUAAGACAGAAACAGUUCUUUAUUGCCUUGCUGAUAUAAGUGUAUCAGUUUGUACAUAGCGCUUUUGUUACUUAGAACUGCAGACUCCAGUUGAGUCCAUGUUCCUUGUGCUCUUUGCUUCUGACUCAUUCUGCAGAAAACAAGCAGUUCUCUGUCAGCACUAAUGAAUCAUAGAAUCAUAGAGUUGGAAGAGACUACAAGGGCCAUCGAGUCCAACCCCCUGCCAAGCAGGAAACACCAUCAGAGCACUCCUGACAUAUGGUUGUCAAGCCUCUGCUUAAAGACCUCCAAAGAAGGAGACUCCACCACACUCCUUGGCAGCAAAUUCCACUGUUGAACAGCUCUUACUGUCAGGAAGUUCUUCCUAAUGUUUAGGUGGAAUCUUCUUUCUUGUAGUUUGGAUCCAUUGCUCCGUGUCCGCUUCUCUGGAUCAGCAGAAAACAACCUUUCUCCCUCCUCUAUGUGACAUCCUUUUAUAUAUUUGAACAUGGCUAUCAUAUCACCCCUUAAUCUCCUCUUCUCCAGGCUAAACAUGCCCAGCUCCCUUAGCCGUUGCUCAUAAGGCAUCGUUUCCAGGCCUUUGACCAUUUUGGUUGCCCUCCUCUGGACACGUUCCAGUUUGUCAGUGUCCUUCUUGAACUGUGGCGCCCAGAACUGGACACAGUACUCCAGGUGAGGUCUGACCAGAGCAGAAUACAGUGGCACUACUACUUCCCUUGAUCUAAUGGCCCUGCAGAAACCAAAAAUAUAAAGGAGAAAGAAAAGGCAACAACGCAGUAAUGGUUCUUUUCCUUAAACCAGCUGGAGGAUUUUAUCCCUGGAGAGGGUAGUUCUCCAAAGCGGGGAAUAAGAUUUCUCCACUAUGCUUGUUAUUUAUAAGCUAGUUAUUUCGAUGCCACCAUUUAAGAAAGAAGAAAAGGCUUGGGCUUUGUAUAUUAGCAGUGUUAAUCUGUUGUAGGAUACAAGUUCUGAUUCUGCAGUGCAAUCCAAUGCAUGCCUACUCAGAAGCAAUUAACAUUUAAUUCAACAAGACUUACUCCAAGGUAAACGGUAGCCUUCAUCAACUUGGUACACUUCUGAUAUUUUCCACUACAUCUCCCCUAAGCUCCAGGCACCCCAGCCAAUUACUGUUACUGAUUAAUGCAACCAGUGGCCAUUUAACAUGUAGUAGAUAAUUCAGCUCUGGAAAUAAAUGUUUGUUGUUAAUGUGGCCUCCUCCCUUUUCAUCCCUCUUCUUCACAGCAGGCCCGGUAUAGGAAGUGUGGUAAGCUGAACAAGUUUUGCUCGCCAUCUCCUGCAAGGCACCUUCCCGUUACACCGCUUCGAAGUUUUCUUCCCCAAAGCAGCAGAUGGACUCCCAACAAAGCCAGUGAUCCUUCAAAACCAGUUUAUUCCAUUGCGUUUCACCAUGCCAGUCUGUGCCUUGGCGUUUCCCAGCAGGACUUGAGAAAUCACAACCAAGCACUUUCCGCCGGAAGACCUGGUGGAGCCUCUGCCGACUCAUUUCAGCGAAGCAAGUCUCUUGCUUGCUUGCCCACAAUGCGCUCUUCGCUGGUCCCCAAAUCUUUUCAUUUUAGCGAGCCAAAUUCCUUAAGCACUUUCUCUUCUGGGCACAGGACAAGAAGCAGAGUCAACAUUGAUGACUUGGAAGGAGUUCAGGAGACUGAUGUGGACACAGGGAUGAAACUUGCCUUCGCUGAUCUAUCUGUGGUCUCGGCUUAUUCAGUUUCAGAUGGGUUCAGUAGUGACGUGGAAGCAAAGACUAAGCAUCCUGUACAAGGGCAAAGUGUCAAGAGAUUUAAGGAGCCCGGCUCUCGAGGAAGAUCGCCAUCAGCCAAGUGUAACAUCUAUGAAUUAUCUUCCAGCUCGCUUCCUUUUCCUUUUGAUUGGUUUUCCAGCUCUUCAGAGUCACAUUCAGGUUCCCCAUCAGCUGGUUCCUUUGAGAUAAAACGUUUGCCAAGAGAAACCGUUUUCCCUUUUGCUGACAGCAGAACAACUGGUGGUGGGAAAAGCAAUGAAGAAGAAUUCUACAUCUGA